Molecule: messenger RNA, 3136 nt
Organism: Aspergillus heteromorphus CBS 117.55
Lineage: Eukaryota; Fungi; Ascomycota; Eurotiomycetes; Eurotiales; Aspergillaceae
Product: SacI domain protein
Exons: 3
Coding region: 248-3136 (962 amino acids)
Biological process (GO): phosphatidylinositol dephosphorylation
Cellular component (GO): endoplasmic reticulum
Molecular function (GO): phosphatidylinositol-4-phosphate phosphatase activity
Source: RefSeq, a predicted model, not a curated record
AAACAACACCCCCCAACAACAAUCACCAACCACCAUCACCGCUCUUUCUCUUCUCUCCGUCACGCGCCUCACACGCAAUGCAGGAAUUGGUGACAUGGCCCGGCUGGUGAGCUUCACCUUUGCCGCGUAGCCCCCCUCCCCCCUCUAGCCCUCCCCAAUCCUCCCCUCCUACCUCGGAGCUCUUGAUCGCCCCCUCUCCCCUCCCGAUCGCAUCCUCCCAACCCCGCGAAAUUCGACCGUCAUCGCCAUGCCUGGCUUGUUGCGAAAGCUGGUCAUCGUCGCGGCCGCCGAUGGACUUAUCCUGCAGUCCGCUGGAAACGGGCCAAGACAUGCGAACAACAAUGAAUUCUCGAUCUGCAUAGACUACAAAACCAAUAAGAUCUCUUCGCUUCCCCUUUCCGUGUCAGAUCUGGGGGAGAAGAGAGACUCCCAUGGCUUGGAGGCGUAUGGUCUUGUCGGACUCCUGACUGUUGCGUCAUAUUCAUUCCUCAUCUCUAUCACACAGCGACAGCAAGUGGCCCAAAUCCAAGGCAAGCCCAUCUACGCCGUCACCAAUGUCGCAGUUAUCCCGACGUCGUCGCAAGCGGAUGCGAUUCGCGCGAUCUCCCAAGCCAAGGAAAGCAUCUUACAGGGCGAGAGCGGGCAGGGCGAGACCGCCUCGGAUGACAGCAGCGCCAUUUCAGACACAGACACCGAAGGAGGCGACACCGAGAUCAGCACUGUGCCAGCGUCUCCGGAGCAGGAAACCACCCAUUCCCGAUCCCGCAGCGUUGGUAGCAUCGCCGAAGACGUGAUCGGCAAGAGAAUACGGUUCGGACGCUUCGCUGCCAAUUGGCUGUCGAGGAAGACUCUGGGACUGCCGGGGCUUGGGACUGUCAACCAGGAAAAUACAGACCCCUUCGUGGGCGAUGCUGAGGGCACCGCUGCGGAGUCCAAGUCGAAGGCGAAGGGCGCAGACGAACAGAUCCUGCCCUCUCCUGCGCAGGAUAAUGAUGCGCCAUCAAAGACUCUGGGCGAGCCGUUCCCCCCCGACCCGACGAUGGAGUUGCUGCCCAAACUGCUGCGUUAUACGAAGAUGAUCUUCUCGUCGCAAAAUUUCUUUUUUGCGUACGAUUACGAUCUCACCAGACAUUUUGGGGCCCAGGAGGACCCGUCGCUGGUGAACCACCUUCCAUUGCACCGGAUUGUAGAUGAGCUGUAUUUCUGGAAUCGUAAUAUCAUGAACCCGUUCAUCGCAGUUGAUGCGCAUCACUUUGUUCUUCCCCUGAUGCAGGGGUUCGUUGGCCAGAGAGAGUUCACUGUCGGGGCUUCUGGGACUCCCCCGGACCCUCGCCCCUCUGGCGUAGAAGAGCCGAAGGAGAAGCUGCCGGAAGGUCGCAUCCUGGGUGAGAAACAAGAGGCUCGGACUGUGCAGACCAGCGAGAAGAAACGCGAUUAUCUACUUACUCUGAUAUCCCGGCGGUCCGUCAAGCGCCCGGGCCUGCGGUAUCUGCGUCGCGGUGUCGAUGACGACGGAAAUACUGCCAACACGGUGGAAACCGAGCAGAUCCUCUCGGUUCCUGACUGGGAUCCGUCGCAUAAUGCUUACUCCUACCUCCAAGUGCGCGGAUCGAUCCCGCUGUACUUCUCUCAGUCACCCUAUGCAUUCAAGCCUGUGCCGGUGCUACAUCAUUCCGCCGAAACCAACCAGCUUGCCUUCGAGAGACAUUUCCGCAACUUCAGCCGGAGAUAUGGAAAGAUUCAGGGGGUCUCGCUCAUCGAUAAACAAGCGGGCGAGCUCAAACUUGGCGAGCAAUAUGAGAAGUAUGCCAGGACGUUGAAUGAGUCGGGGGGGAUAGACGGCGUGCCGCUCGCGCUAGAGUGGUUUGACUUCCACAACGAAUGCCGGGGGAUGAAGUUUGAGAACGUGAGCCGGCUGGUGGACCGCUUGAAUGCGACGUUGCAAGAAUUCGGUGAUACGGUGGUGCGGAACGACGCCGUUCUCAACCACCAAACCGGGAUUGUACGCACAAACUGCAUGGACUGCCUCGAUCGCACCGGGGUCGCGCAGUGCGCCUUUGGUCAAUGGGCUCUCGAGCGGGAGCUGAAGCGCGAAGGCAUCAACAUCGACUUGGGCCGCGACUCGUCGACCCAGUGGUUCAAUACGCUGUGGGCUGACAACGGAGACGCCAUCUCCAAGCAAUACUCCUCGACCGCGGCCCUGAAAGGGGACUAUACAAGGACCCGGAAGCGGGACUACCGAGGCGCCUUGAAUGACUUCGGCUUGACGCUGUCCCGCUACUACAACAACAUCGUGAACGACUACUUCUCCCAGGCGUGCAUCGACUACCUGUUGGGCAACGUCUCUCCCCAGGUAUUCCAGGAGUUCGCGGUGGAGAUGCAGACGACAGACCCCGGGAUUUCGGUACAGAAGCUGCGGCAGAAUGCCAUCGACGCCAGCUGCAAGAUCGUGAUCAGCGACCAGUCGGAAGAGUUCCUAGGCGGUUGGACGAUGCUGACCCCUCGGCAGCCCAACACUCUGCGCACACUACCCUUCGAGGAAGCGGUGCUUCUCCUGACGGACGCCGCCAUCUACAGCUGCCGGUUCGACUGGAACGUCGACAAGGUCCUCUCAUACGAGCGCAUCGACCUACACUCAGUGACCCGGAUCAACUACGGCACCUACAUCACCUCGGUACUAACAGAAGCACAAACCGAUGCCGAGAACAACGUCGGCCUAGUCAUCGAAUACAGCGCCGGCGACGACAACGCCCUGCGGGUCAACACCCGCUCCCUCCAGAGCCAGGUCGCCCCCGAGACCCUGGACAACAACGCCCGCCCCAGCAAGGAAUGGAGCAUGUACUCCUGGUUCAAGGGGUCUUCGCACUCCACGACCCGGCUGAUCGCCUUCAAAGCCCUCCCGCAGACCUCCCGCAGCGCCACGGUCAGCCAGCCCGACUGGGUGCGCAGCAUGUGCGAGGAGAUCGAGCGCGCCAUCCGCGCCGGUGCCGGCCAAGGAUCCGCGAACUCGAAGGACGCCGCCGCCCGACCCUCCAUCAUCGAGUUAUCGGAUAUCAUCUCCGUUGAGGAGGCUAAGAAACGCACGGGAUAUCUGGAGCAUCUGGUCUAUGAUAUGAAAAAGAUGGUGUGGGCGUAG